Zonotrichia leucophrys gambelii is the source of this 4231-nucleotide messenger RNA. It is a transcript of the gene ONECUT2, whose product is annotated as one cut homeobox 2. Gene Ontology annotation, cellular component: nucleus. Gene Ontology annotation, molecular function: RNA polymerase II cis-regulatory region sequence-specific DNA binding; DNA-binding transcription factor activity, RNA polymerase II-specific. Lineage: Eukaryota; Metazoa; Chordata; Aves; Passeriformes; Passerellidae. The record is from RefSeq and is a predicted model, not a curated record. The transcript has 2 exons. Gene Ontology annotation, biological process: regulation of transcription by RNA polymerase II. The coding region runs from base 60 to 1493 and encodes 477 amino acids.
CGCCGCUGCCCGCGGGGCGGGCGGCCCCGGGCCGUGGCGGCCGCCGCCCCGAUGAGCGGAUGAGGAGCGGGCGCGGCGGCCGGCGGUGCCUGGGCGGGGAACCGGGUGCGUGCGCCAUGAACCCCGAGCUGGCGAUGGAGCCGCUGGGCAGCCUGCACGGGGCGGCGGGGCACGAACCGGAGAUGAUGGGCAGCCCCAGCCCUCACCACGGCGGCCGCAGCGCGGGGCCGCUCCGGGUGCCGCCCCCCCCGCCGCCGCCGCCGCCGCCGCCGCCGCCGCACCAGGAGCUGCCCCCCGCCGCCCGGCCCGCCAUGGUGCCCAGCAUGGCCUCGCUGCUGGACGGCGCCGCCGAGUACCGGCCCGAGCUCUCCAUCCCGCUGCACCACGCCAUGAGCGUGCCCUGCGAGGCCUCGCCGCCCGGCAUGGGCAUGAGCGGCACCUACACCACGCUGACGCCGCUCCAGCCCCUGCCGCCCAUCUCCGCCGUCUCCGACAAGUUCCACCACCCGCACGCCCACCCGCACGCCCACCACCACCACCACCACCAGCGCCUGCCGGGCAGCGCCGGCGGCGGCUUCGCGCUCAUGCGGGACGAGCGCGGGCUGCCGGCCGUCAACAGCCUCUACGGGCCCUACAAGGAGGUGCCGGCCGUGGGGCAGAGCCUCUCGCCGCUGGGCAACGGGCUGGGCCCGCUCCCUGGCUCCCAGCAGGGCCUGCACGGCUACGGGCCGCCUGGCCACGACAAGAUGCUGAGCCCCAACUUCGAGGCGCACGCGGCGAUGCUGGCGCGGGGGGAGCAGCACCUGCCCCGGGGGCUGGGGACGCCCCCGGCCAUGCUGCCGCCCCUGAACGGCGCGCACCACCCCGCGCCCCCCGGGCCGCCGCCGCCGCACGGCCCCGCGCUGCCCGCCGGCCGGGAGCGGCCGCCCCCCGCCGCCGGCCCGCAGGGGAGCGGCGCGGGGCAGCUGGAGGAGAUCAACACCAAGGAGGUGGCACAAAGGAUCACGGCGGAGCUGAAGCGCUACAGCAUCCCGCAGGCCAUCUUCGCCCAACGAGUGCUGUGCCGCUCCCAGGGGACCCUCUCGGACUUGCUGCGGAACCCCAAGCCUUGGAGUAAACUCAAGUCCGGCCGGGAGACGUUCCGCAGGAUGUGGAAGUGGCUGCAGGAGCCGGAGUUCCAGAGGAUGUCUGCCCUGCGGCUGGCAGCCUGCAAGCGCAAAGAGCAAGAGCCCAACAAAGAGCGGAACAACUCCCAGAAGAAAUCCCGCCUGGUUUUCACGGACCUCCAGCGCCGAACGCUUUUCGCCAUCUUCAAGGAGAACAAGCGUCCCUCCAAAGAAAUGCAGAUCACCAUCUCCCAGCAGCUGGGCCUGGAGCUCACCACCGUCAGCAACUUCUUCAUGAACGCGCGCCGGCGCAGCCUGGAGAAGUGGCAGGACGACCUGAGCUCCGGGGGCUCCUCCGCGGCCCCCAGCACCUGCACCAAGGCGUGAGGGGCGCGGCGCGGCGGGCACAGCGCGGAGAGCAGCGCGGAGAGCAGCGCGGCCCCGCGCCGGCGACCAAAGCACAAUCCCCGCAACCGAGCCCAGCCCAGCCGGCCCCACUCCCGCGGCUUCUCUCAGUCUCAGCAGGCGCAGGCUCCACUUUAACCUCUCUCCACACAAUGCUAUGCUCAGGACAGGCGAAGCAGGUCUGAAACGCAGGGGAGUCGUUCUUGAGGCAGGUUUCUCCUGAGCCCCGGGUUCCCUGGCGUGCCCGGCGCCUGCCUGUGCUGGCCACACCACCCUGCGGCCGCACGACAACGGAGCACAAAGUCGGAUACUAAAAACCCAAGACCCUGUUUUUAAACUCAGGCAUGGUUUUUUGUUAAGUGUUUUAGGGAAAGAUCAGAUUUGAGGUUUUUUUUUUGGUCGGUUUUUUAGUUUGAUUGAAUCAGCUUGUUCUUGGAUCAGAAAAGUUCAGUUCUCUUGAGCUCGAAGCAUCAAGCACAAAGCCGGUAGCUCCAGCCAGGGCCCGGCGCUGGGCUGCCCAGGGCGGCUGUGCCAGCUGCAGCCUGACAUCCCGGGAACACCGCACGAGCCUCCAGCACAGCUGGCAGUUCCUCACAAGCUCUGUGCUUGUACCUAAUGCACACUCAGGAGGUCGAUGGAACUGCUACAGUUCACGGAGCAAACACUAUGUUUUGGAACUUAGAUUAAUUUACAUUGUUACAUCCUUUUUAGUUUCUGAGAAUCUGGUUUCUCCUCGGCAGCAGCUGUUACCAAAACCUUUUCAGCGUUCAGUGCAUUUUUGUUCAUUUUAUCAGUAUUUUAUGGUACUUUCAAGCAGGAAAAGAAACAGAAACAAGCCCUUCAGACGCCACUGACCGUUUCAGAUGUGCCGCGUUUAGCUCUAUCGCAUCCCUAAGUUCCUUUUCCCUGCCAGCUCGCCGAGCCGGCAGGAACACAGCACACCAAAGAGACAGGAUUUCUGCAAGCCAAAGAUGUUUAUACCUUGCCAUUUGUCCUUGUGGCCGCUGGUGCGGGUGGCUGGCCGGCGAGCCCCAGGCCCUCUCUGCCGCCCUGGCGGCGGCCGCCGGCUGCUGACCGGCCUGGGCUCCGCCACAGACACUUGAGACUUUUUUAUGUACUACUUAAUCGAAACCAAAGAAACGUUUUCUGCACCUACUUCUUCUGCAACAAACUGUUCCAUUGAAAGAUAAAAUAAAAAUUAAAAAAAAAAAAAAAAAAAAAAACCAAGGAAGCAUGUCAGGAAGCAAACGAGUCCCACACUGUGUUCUACAAACAUCUCGGACGUUUUCGGAAGCAGAUCUCAAAGAAAGGGUUGACAAGAAUGAGAACAAAGCAAAGCCAGUACAAUUGCUGCUUCAUUUGACAACUCAAGUCCUCUUAAAGUCGAAGAUUGUCUUUAAUUUGUGCCUAUGCAGUUUUUUCAAAAGAACAAGGAACAGAGCAACCAAAACCUCAACAGCUACAAUACCAAAGAUGAGGAUUCUCACUACUUGUGUUUCAGUUUGUUUCUCCUCUUGCACGACUAAUGCACAUAACCCCACUGAUCUCUGGACAGGUAACCACUCGUGAGUCUCUGUGCAGCCAGAAGGGUGGGUUCAUUUAUGUUUUCCCUCUUUCUGCCCCACAUGGCACCUCUCUGAGAGCUGCAUGGACUCCAAGUGAGGAUGUUGGGAUACUCCCCUGGUGCAUCUCCUCCCUGCAGGGAACAUUGGGGGUUGGCUGUGACCUGUGUGUGUGUCUGGAGCCGUGGACAGCCACCCUCCUGCGUGUGACAUCGGUCCUGUGACCUCCACCCUUCCUUCUCCUCCCCAGGGAUAAAACUUGCAAUAUGUGUGUUCCCAUCUCUGUCACUGUGAGUGCUGAGCAGCGCCACAGCCUGGCUCCAAACCUCCCCCUGAACCAAAACCAGUAUUCAGCAGUUCCUGGGGCACUUCAGCAGCUGCUGCUGACGUGUUAGCCUGGUAAUGUUCUUUGAUCCAGGCCAUGAUGAUCCAGAUCAUGACAUGUCCAAAUCUAUCCUCAGAGCUGGAGCGCAUCUUGCUCCUCUCUGCCCUUAAACAAGGGCUUCAUUUUAACUGCUUCACGCAACUGCUGCUGUCACUUUCCAAUUAAAAUAGAAAAAAAAUCAAGAAGCUGUGUCUGCUCAGGACAGGAAAAGUUUCUGGAGAGCAGAUUCAGGAUCCUCACAGCUAAAUUGACAGCACGUGCCUGCCCUGGGGAUCAAAGGGUCCUUUGGCAGAUUCCAAGGAGAUUUGGAGAAUCCUUGUAGCCAAACAUGGAAUAGAGUUGCCCAAAAAUGGUCCCAGUCUGUGUGGAUGUAUCCUGAGGUCUUCUCACCCGCAUGCCAGAUGUUUGAGCGCAGAGUUUGGAGCCAGCAGGCUGUGGAGCAGGGCCCAGCUGAAGUUUCACUUUCAUUCCCACCUGAGUGUCCAUCAGACCAGCCCCGGGUGCAUUUUGAGCUGGGCAUUGCCCUCAGGGGAGCUGUCUCGUGCUGAUGUGUCCCCUGCAGUCUGCAGUGACAGGGGACGAAUGGCACAGGACCAGUGAAAACCUCAGUGCUUCCCCUUCCUGCAGUGAGAGGGCAGGGAGGGGCAUGGUAUCGCACAGGGAAUGAGCCCAGGCACCUCUGAGCGCGUGGGACAGCCCACUGAGGGACACUGCCCUGAGGGACACUCCCUGAGGGACACUGCCCUGAGGGACACCUCAGUGAGGGACACUGC